This is a messenger RNA of Thelazia callipaeda (thelaziosis nematode), 354 nucleotides long. NCBI's taxonomy places the organism in Eukaryota, Metazoa, Nematoda, Chromadorea, Rhabditida, Thelaziidae. The record is from the annotation of a GenBank genome assembly.
AUGUAUAUACAGAAAACACUACGGGACACAAGUCGUCAUCAAGAUCUGCAGCUACCCUUAGCAAGGAUAAAAAAAAUUAUGAAACUGGAUGAUGAUGUAAGAAGGAUGAUGAUUGCCUCAGAAACGCCAAGUUUACUUGCUAAAGCAUCAGAAAUAUUUAUUGAAGAAUUGGCACUAAAUGCUUGGAAAUUGACAGAGGAUAAUAAACGAAAGACAUUGCAAAAGUCAGAUGUUUCUCAAGCCAUAGCCAGUAAUGAUAUGUAUGAUUUCCUAAUUGACAUCGUACCUCGAGAUGAUCCCAAGAAGACGGAGCAGGUGGAUAAUGUAUUUUGUUUUCUUCUGCACAUUUUAUGA